GUCCGGCCGCGGACAGCGCGGAGCUUGCCCUGACCUGCCCUGCCCUGCCCUGCCCCGUCGUGUGUCUCCGGCUGUGGGCGGGCGGGCGCGGCGUGCCCGGGUACUGCGACGCGGGCUCUCCGGGUUGUGGAAAACAUUUAAUGCCACCAAUGAAUGGCUUGAUCUUCACUCUCAGCUCCAGAUGACCUGUCCCAUUGUUUGUAAGGAUGUCAUCUAUUACUGAAAAUGGAGAUGUUACUGCUGGAAAGCCAAAUGAAGAGAAAACAUAUAAAAAGACUGCAUCCUCGGCUAUUAAAGGUGCUAUCCAGUUGGGAAUAGGUUACACAGUAGGAAACCUUACAUCAAAACCAGACAGAGAUGUUCUUAUGCAAGACUUCUAUGUAGUGGAAAGUGUCUUUCUACCAAGUGAAGGGAGCAAUCUUACCCCUGCUCAUCAUUACCCUGACUUCAGAUUUAAGACAUAUGCACCUCUUGCCUUCCGCUAUUUCAGAGAACUCUUUGGUAUCAAGCCUGAUGACUACUUGUACUCAAUCUGCAGUGAACCUUUAAUUGAAUUAUCCAACCCAGGUGCCAGUGGGUCCUUAUUUUUUGUAACCAGUGGUGACGAAUUCAUCAUCAAAACAGUUCAACACAAAGAGGCUGAGUUUCUUCAGAAGCUCUUGCCAGGUUAUUAUAUGAAUCUGAACCAGAAUCCAAGGACUCUUCUUCCCAAAUUUUAUGGGCUGUACUGUGUUCAGUCAGGAGGCAUUAAUAUUAGAAUUGUUGUAAUGAACAAUGUUUUGCCACGAGCCUUGAAAAUGCAUUUCACAUAUGACUUGAAAGGCUCCACAUACAAACGGAGAGCAUCAAGAAAAGAGAGGGAGAAGUCCAGCCCUACAUUCAAAGACCUGGAUUUCCUGCAAGAUAUGCAUGAAGGGUUGUAUUUUGAUUCUGAAACACACAGUGCACUAAUGAAAACACUACAGCGGGAUUGUCGAGUUCUAGAAAGUUUUAAGAUCAUGGAUUACAGUCUGCUUCUGGGAAUCCACAUAUUGAACAGUAACAUGAAAGAAAAAGGAGAAUGUUCCCAGAGUGCAUCAGACACAAAACGCCAUGGAGGGCAGAAAGUUCUCUAUUCCACAGCCAUGGAAUCUAUACAGGGCCCUGGGAAGUCUGGAGACUCCGUCGCCAGAGAGACAGCAAACACAAUGGGAGGUAUUCCAGCAAAAAGCUAUAAAGGUGAAAAGCUGCUUUUAUUUAUGGGUAUUAUUGAUAUUCUCCAGUCUUACAGGUUAAUGAAGAAGCUGGAACAUUCCUGGAAAGCUCUUGUUUAUGAUGGGGAUACUGUUUCAGUUCACCGGCCAAGUUUUUAUGCAGACAGAUUUUUAAAGUUUAUGAAUACAAGAGUUUUCAAAAAAGCUCAAGUUUUAAAGCCUUCACCUUCAAAGAAACGGUGCAAUUCCAUCACAGCCCUAAAGGCAGCAUCACAAGAAAUUGUGUCUGCAGUUAGCCAGGAGUGGAAGGAUCAGAAGCAUGGUAUUCUUGCUGAAGGACAAAGUUAUGCCAGCCUUGAUGAAGAAGUACUAGGUUCACACCACCGGCCGGAUCUAGUGCCAAGUACUCCAUCUCUGUUUGAAGCUGCUUCCUUGGCAACCACACUUUCAUCUUCUUCCUUGAAUGCAAAUGAGCACUGUCAACGUGAUCCACCUACACUCUAUUCUAGCAGUAAAGGGUUACCUUCGAGUUCAACAUUCACUUUGGGAGACAGUGCCAUCUAUUUGACUUCAGAACAGAGCACACUGGAAAUGGAAAAUGAUAAUGCUUCAGUUUUGGAUGUGUAUUUAUAAUGAAUACAUGAAGGGUAAAACUAAGAGAAGUGACCAUGGUUAAUGAAGAGCACUUUCUACACUCCUCAUUUAAGAAGGAGGAAUUUGCUGAGCCUAAUAGACAAGGAGUAAUAAUCAACAGAACUUAGAAUUCCAAGAAGUGCCAGGAUCUUUGAACCAUAGAAAGGAUUGAUGGACUUGACAAAAAUGACAUGAAACAUUCCACACUCUGCUGUCAUCUGCUGUUGCUUGUUAAACUGUGAAGAACUGUAUUCAGGCUGCUUUCUACAAUAUUGCAAAUCACCUUUUCCGGACUUUAAAGUGGUAUUUUCUUAUCAGCCCUGUAGUGGUUUCAUUUGCAUGCAUUCUUUAACUAUGCACAAGCAAAAUCUAUUACCUACUUUACCUAUUUAAAAAUAAACACAAUGGUGAAUAAGAUCAGUUUUGUUUUUUU
Molecule: messenger RNA, 2259 nt
Organism: Hirundo rustica (Barn swallow)
Lineage: Eukaryota; Metazoa; Chordata; Aves; Passeriformes; Hirundinidae
Gene: PIP5K1B
Product: phosphatidylinositol-4-phosphate 5-kinase type 1 beta
Exons: 15
Coding region: 207-1826 (539 amino acids)
Biological process (GO): phosphatidylinositol metabolic process
Molecular function (GO): phosphatidylinositol kinase activity
Source: RefSeq, a predicted model, not a curated record